AUGCCGCCCGAAAUAAGUAUCAUUAUCAUCAUUGAGAUUGGCGAACCGCGAAGCAUCUGCAACUUUAGACUGGCUUGCCGAGAGUUCAACAAAUACUUCGAGGGUUGCUGGCACACAUCGCUUCGAACCAUGGCGUCGCGGCUGUUUGCUGUCAACCUGAAGGACGCGCUUGCCAUUGUUCGUUGCCCCCGGUCAACGGAUUAUAGUUCUCGCCAGGAGUUUCAGGAGAGCAUGAUAUUGUUCUUCGACAAAUAUCAAACCCAAGAACUGUGCCAGUUACGGCUGGCUAAUAAGGAUUCUAUACCCUGGAGAGAUGAUUUUCGAGAGGUUGCCGUCAAAGAGUACACCUGCUUGUGGCAGCUGGCCCAGACGGUAGGCUUCUGGAUCCACAACUGGACGAGAACGCUCGCGCAGUCUCCAGCUCACGACUUACCACUCGAUCACUUCCAUCCAACCACCGAUGGGCGUCAAUUUUGCUCCGAGAACGAAUUUCGGAGAAUUCAAAGAGGGUUCUUACGAUUUCAACUAUAUUGCAAAGCAUUCUAUCAGCACCCUACGUCGCCGUUGUUUCCCAGCGAUAGGCAGAGGAUAAAUCUCAUGUUCGGAUCUAACACCUUCCUAAGGUCGGGCCAUUGCGCUCACGGGGACCCAAGACAGCAGGAUAAAGAAGCUCUGACAAAGAAUCUGGAGUCAUCCCGAAGCCCUUGGGAAGUUGAGGAGGUUAUGUGCGCCUUCAACUUUGUCUACUUAUACCACCAGAGGAGACUAAGCCGCAUUAGAGCCUCGUAUCUGCAAGACCUCAGACGUCAUGCCCGAGACGUCGGCGAGGCAUGGCCCACUAUUUAUGCGGCGUACACAGCAACCUACAGACACAACCUGUCUCUGCAUUGGUUAAACGAUGAAACAGUUGAUUCCAAAGUCCUUGCGGCCAUGACGUCGAUGGGACUCGACUGGUUGACCCACGUACACCAUCUUGAAGAUUCAAAUUUGCUUCAGAAUCUACGUCGUCUGCUGCCCCAGAUCAAAGCUACAGAUUACCGCAGUCGCCUGUGCCACAUCAUAUGGGAUUUUCUGAAGCUGAAUACGCCUUGGCUACGAUACAAUACCAGCAUGGUUCGGCAAGUCGCAGCUGAGAAAGACGAAUUAGCAGAUGUCGAUGGAGUGUGGUUUCGAUACAACGACCGCUUGUACAAUAAUGGCUACCUAUGCUGGCUCCGUCACAUAAUGGUCCCGAAUGAAGAGGAUGCUGUGAACGAGGCACACAUGCACGAGGAGGAGUGGGGGAUUGAACUAGAGGAUGGGCAAAGCCCACAACAUAUCCCCGGCUUGGAACGGGAUCAUGUUCAACGGGUCACGAUGAUGCCCCUUGUGUCAAGAAUCAGGGCCGAGGCAUGGGUUUUCUGGGACAGCAAGACAGUGGACGAGCGGCUUAGACUUGAAUUCCCUGGCUAUCUAUCCGACACGAAAUUCGAUUUCUACGGGACUAACCAGCCUGAGGGAUUCUUCCCGCUGCCGAAUGCCCAAGAGCUGGGACUGACACGUUCUCUCUUGCUAAGGUCGAGUUUAACGGCCAUGCCUAUCACGUUGGCUGCAUACAUGGAGUUGAGAAGGAAGUAUGGGUCUCAGGCAGGAGAAUGGGCUCAGAGCCUCACGAUGCAUCAGAGCAGCUGGGACUUUUCAUAG
Molecule: messenger RNA, 1683 nt
Organism: Neoarthrinium moseri
Lineage: Eukaryota; Fungi; Ascomycota; Sordariomycetes; Amphisphaeriales; Apiosporaceae
Exons: 1
Coding region: 1-1683 (560 amino acids)
Source: RefSeq, a predicted model, not a curated record